CAUAUAAAAUCCCAUGGGCCACCACAGGUCAGACAUUCAGUGUUUGGCUUUAGACCAAGACAGCAGCAUUAAAUCAACUUUAAAACAAUGGCCUUUAAGAUUGUGAUCGCUUUGGCUCUGUUUGCCGUGGCUCAGGGAGCCGUCCUUAGAACCGCUGCACCCGUGGCAGUGGCUCCUGCUCCGGUUCCUGUUCUGGCCAAGACCGUCGAGCUGGAGGAGGUGGAUCCUCAUCCCCAGUACUCGUACAGCUACGACGUCCAGGACACCCUCUCCGGCGACAACAAGGGACACGUGGAGGAGCGCGACGGAGACAUUGUCCGCGGAGAAUACUCCCUGAUCGAUGCCGAUGGCUUCAAGCGCACUGUCACCUACACCGCCGAUCCCGUCAACGGAUUCAACGCCGUGGUCCGCCGUGAGCCCAUCGCCGCCGUUGUGGAAGCCGAACCGGUGAUCUCUGCCCCACUUGUCAAGGCCGCCGCCCCCGUUGCCGUUGCUGCCCCCGCCAUCUCUGCUCCAAUUGUGCGCUCGGCUCCUUUGGCCGUGGCUGCUCCCCUGAUCAAGUCCGCUCCUUUAGCUGUGGCUGCCCCAGUCAUCAAGUCGGCUCCUUUGAUUACCUCGCCAUUUGUCCGCUCUGCUCCUCUCGCUGUGGCAGCUCCGGCCCCCAUUCUCCGCACUGCUGCCUAUGCCACGCCCCUGCGGUACACCGCUCCCGCCUACACCGUCGCCAACUUGUAAAUUCUGUUACCUUGUUUCUAUGAAUAAAAUGUGAUUUGUUAUAUUAA
This is a messenger RNA of Drosophila bipectinata, 782 nucleotides long. RefSeq names its product Ccp84Ae (gene Ccp84Ae). Gene Ontology annotation, cellular component: extracellular matrix. The record is from RefSeq and is a predicted model, not a curated record. NCBI's taxonomy places the organism in Eukaryota, Metazoa, Arthropoda, Insecta, Diptera, Drosophilidae.